Pyricularia grisea is the source of this 102-nucleotide messenger RNA. RefSeq lists its product as uncharacterized. The record is from RefSeq and is a predicted model, not a curated record. The coding region runs from base 1 to 102 and encodes 33 amino acids. Lineage: Eukaryota; Fungi; Ascomycota; Sordariomycetes; Magnaporthales; Pyriculariaceae. The transcript has a single exon.
AUGGCUGCAUCAGCGGAUGCUGACAUCAGAAGAGAACAGGCAAAGACGAUACAAAAUGGUGACAGGGCCUUCUCGCCAAGACAGGACGGUAGCCAGCAUUGA